Molecule: messenger RNA, 829 nt
Organism: Drosophila sulfurigaster albostrigata
Lineage: Eukaryota; Metazoa; Arthropoda; Insecta; Diptera; Drosophilidae
Exons: 5
Coding region: 12-587 (191 amino acids)
Source: RefSeq, a predicted model, not a curated record
CUCGCACUCUCAUGGAAAGUCUUCGCGCUGGCAUGCAACAGAUGAAGCCCAUGUUUCAUAAGCCACUCUUGGGUCUCGCCCUUCAUUGCUAUACGAUGCAGUUCUGCAUCCUUCUGGGCAUGAAUACCAUACGCCUCUGGUUGCCACAGCUGUUCGCCUCGAUGGCCGAGUAUGAGGCUGAGCAUGCGAACGAAGAUUACUCAGCAACGAUGUGCACGAUUCUCGAGUACAGUGUGAAUAAAACAGCUGAGACUUUGAGAAAUCAUGAGAACGCUUGCGCCGUGCCAAAAACCAUCUCAAUGGAUAUGUACAUCAACAAUAUAAUUGUGUCGUUUUGUGGACUUGUGGGUUAUUCCUUUGCCGGAGCCAUAAUCCGUUUAAUUGGUGCCAAACGCUUGUUGACUUAUGGUCUGCUGGUGUCUGGUGUACUUGGCAUUGCGCUCUACUGGUCCAUUAACAGUCUGACCACAAUUAUCAUCUCAUCCGUUUUUGUUACUGUUGGUUGUUACUGGUUUCAUCUCUUAUCGGUGCUGUCGUCGCCCUCUUUCCCAUCCAAUUGCGAUCGCUGGAGGUGGCCAUUGCCAUGAUGUUUGGACGUCUAGGAGCGCUUCUGGGGGAAUCUACUCUUCCCCGUGUUCGUACAGAUCGGUUGUGUGCCGCCCUUUGUGAUGGUCGCUUCAGUUAUGCUGCUUGCUGCCGUUCUUUCGUAUUUUAUGCCCAAUCCCAAUCUUUAGUAAAAUACUAUUGCGAAUUAAGUUGUAAAAAUAUUUAUUGAAGAACUUUUUAUUGAUAGUCGCUUAGUUUAGUUUAGUUUAUUGUGGCUGACAAG